Coregonus sp. 'balchen' is the source of this 993-nucleotide messenger RNA. The record is from the annotation of a GenBank genome assembly. Lineage: Eukaryota; Metazoa; Chordata; Actinopteri; Salmoniformes; Salmonidae.
AUGACAGGUCAGGGGAGAGGUCAGGGGGAAGGGACAGUGGAGAGGUCAGGGGGAAGGGACAGUGGAGAGGUCAGGGGGGGACAGGGGAGAGGUCAGGGGGAAGGGACAGUGGAGAGGUCAGGGGGAAGGGAACUGGAGAGGUCAGGGGGAGGAGACAGGGAGAGGUCAGGAAGGGACAGUGGAGGGUCAGGGGAGGGGACAGUGGAGAGGUCAGGGGGAAGGGACAGUGGAGAGGUCAGGGGGAGGGACAGUGGAGAGGUCAGGGGGGGAGAGGAUCAGGGGGAAGGGACAGUGGAGAGGUCAGGGGGAGGGGACAUGGAGUCAUGGGGACGGAGAGUCAGGGGAGGGGUGGAGAGGUCAGGGGAAGGGACAGUGGAGAGGUCAGGGGAGGACGUGGGACAGUGGAGAGGGACAUGGGAGGAGGACAGUGGAGAGGUCAGGGGAGGGACAGUGGAGAGGUCAGGGGGAGGAGACAGUGGAGAGGUCAGGGGAAGGGACAGUGGAGAGGUCAGGGGAGGGGACAGUGGAGAGGUCAGGGGGAAGGGACAGUGGAGAGGUCAGGGGGAGGGACAGUGGAGAGGUCAGGGAGGAGUGGACAGGGAGGACGAGGUCAGGGGAGGGACAGUGGAGAGGUCAGGGGAGGGACAGUGGAGAGGUCAGGGGAGGGACAGUGGAGAGGUCAGGGGAGGGGACAGUGGAGAGGUCAGGGGGAAGGGACAGUGGAGAGGUCAGGGGAGGGACAGUGGAGUAGGGGAGGUGACAGGGGAGAGGAGGACAGUGGAGAGGUCAGGGGAGGGGACAGUGGAGAGGUCAGGGGGAAGGGACAGUGGAGAGGUCAGGGGAGGGGACAGUGGAGAGGUCAGGGGAAGGGACAGUGGAGAGGUCAGGGGGAAGGGACAGUGGAGAGGUCAGGGGAGGGGACAGUGGAGAGGUCAGGGGGAAGGGAGGCAGUGGAGAGGUCAGGGGGAAGGGAGGCAGUGGGGGGUUUGGUAG